Messenger RNA from Penicillium antarcticum, 1719 nucleotides. Its product is annotated as sorting nexin 1. Gene Ontology annotation, molecular function: phosphatidylinositol binding. NCBI's taxonomy places the organism in Eukaryota, Fungi, Ascomycota, Eurotiomycetes, Eurotiales, Aspergillaceae. Gene Ontology annotation, cellular component: endosome. Gene Ontology annotation, biological process: protein retention in Golgi apparatus; retrograde transport, endosome to Golgi. The record is from RefSeq and is a predicted model, not a curated record. The coding region runs from base 1 to 1719 and encodes 572 amino acids. The transcript has 6 exons.
AUGGAUCUCGACUCUGGAGACUCCCCGUGGGGCGAUGAGCCCUCACAGUUCAAGACCACCCAAGACCCAACCAAGCCUGACACUCAGGAAGGUGCAGCCGCACAACCCGACGCUACAACCAACUCCCCCGCUGUCCGUACACCGGGACGACGAGGCCCCCGAGGCACCCGCAAGAUCAGCGCACAAGCCACAAAACUCGAAUCCGUUGAUGAUUCCGUCGAUCCUCUCGGUCCAUUAGGAGAAGCGCCAGCCGAGGCUUUCCCGACGCCUACAGAGGAGGCCCCUGUACCACCCCAAAAGGAGCCAUUCGCUGGACGUAGUGCGCGGCCACUCUCUUCGCCCUCUCAGACCAGCGGAUCAGGGUUAGAGCAAUCUGUCAAUCUCGAAGAUGAAGCUGCGGGCUUCCGGGGCCCCCCGCCCGUGCAGCCACCGGUGGAAUCAGAUGGACCUAAGAGACAGACCCAGCCUAGCAUGAGCGUGGAGCAAGCUGCGAAGCCGACUUUCGAGAUCAACGUGGGAGACCCGCAUAAAGUUGGAGAUUUGACCAGCAGUCACAUUGUCUAUGCCGUGCGGACAAAGACAUCAUCUAAAGCUUACCGUCAACCCGAGUUCACAGUCAGCCGUCGAUACCGUGAUUUCCUUUGGCUUUAUAAUUCCAUGCACAGCAACAACCCCGGAGUGGUUGUUGCCCCUCCGCCUGAGAAGCAAGCCGUUGGCCGAUUUGACACCAACUUUGUGGAGUCGCGGAGAGCUGCUCUGGAACGCAUGCUUAACAAGAUUGCCGGUCAUCCCAUUCUUCAACAUGAUGGAGACCUGAAAAUCUUCCUUGAGAGUGAAGCUUUCAAUGUCGAUGUUAAGAAUAAGGAAAAUCGGGAACCUGAUAUUGGCCAAAGCAAGGGAAUGCUGAGCUCCUUUGGUAUCUCAGUCGGUGGUGGAAGCAAGUUUGUGGAGCACGACGACUGGUUCCAUGACCGCAAGAUCUACUUGGAUGCCCUGGAGAACCAACUCAAGGCAUUGAUGAAAUCAAUGGACACCGUGGUUCUGCAACGAAAGGGUCUUGCCGAUGCCGCAGGGGACUUUUCUAGCUCACUACACGCUCUAUCUGCUGUCGAGCUAUCUCCGGCUCUUUCCUCCCCAUUGGAUGGCCUUUCAGAACUUCAAUUGCGCAUCCGGGAACUCUAUGAUCGCCAGGCACAACAGGACGUUCUGACUCUUGGAAUCACAAUCGACGAAUACAUUCGUCUAAUCGGAAGUGUCAAAAUGGCCUUCACACAACGGCAAAAGGCCUUCCAUACCUGGCACGCAGCCGAGUCUGACUUACAGAAGCGGAAGAACACCCAAGACAAGCUACUCCGCCAGGGCAAGACCCAGCAAGACCGCUUGAACCAGGCCAACGCCGAUGUCGCGGAUGCAGAGCGCAAGGUCCACCAAACACGACUACUCUUCGAGGAUAUGGGCCGACUCAUGCGAAAUGAGUUGCAAAGAUUCGAGAAGGAGAAGGUGGAGGACUUCAAGUCUGGUGUGGAGACGUUCCUGGAGAGUGCAGUUGAGGGUCAGAAAGAGUUGAUCGAACUAUGGGAAACUUUCCUACUCCGUCUGGAUGCCGGCGAGGAAGGCCUUCCCUACUACGUCCCUCAAUCCGAGACCGAGACGGGCGACGCAGCUCCCCCGACGGAGAACGCAGAAUCGGCCCCACUUGUUGCUGAAGAUAACGCUUGA